This is a messenger RNA of Phlebotomus papatasi, 3256 nucleotides long. Its product is annotated as solute carrier family 12 member 8. Gene Ontology annotation, biological process: potassium ion import across plasma membrane; chloride transmembrane transport; potassium ion homeostasis. Gene Ontology annotation, cellular component: membrane. The coding region runs from base 359 to 2443 and encodes 694 amino acids. Lineage: Eukaryota; Metazoa; Arthropoda; Insecta; Diptera; Psychodidae. The record is from RefSeq and is a predicted model, not a curated record. Gene Ontology annotation, molecular function: potassium:chloride symporter activity. The transcript is spliced from 5 exons.
UGGCAGCACUAUUCAGUUGUCAUCCGGGAGUGUGAUUCAUGUCGUGUUUUCUGUGUAAAAAUCUGUGAUUUUUCUGCAUUUCUCCCAUUUCUGGCUGUAUCUGAGUGCUCCAGGGAUAUUCACCAAUUCCGUGAGAUGCUCCUCUGGUCAUUAGUGCAUGCGGCAAGUUGAAAUUGGAAGGAGUGGCUCAAAGGAAUGACAUCAGUCGCGUGGGCUGCUGAAAAAAUCACUGAAAACUUUGCACACGGAAACCGAAGAAUUUUUUUACAUGUUCACUCCGGGAAAGUGAUAAGUGGUGAGGUGUUCUGAUAAGAGGGAUUCGUGUGGCGGGAGUGUGGUAUUUGCCAAGGAAACAACAAUGGAAGCAGAUGAUCGAACAAACUAUCGACGGACAGAUGUUGAUUGGUCAAGAUAUGGUUUGGGCAAUGAGGAGCCCCAUCACUACAACAGAGCCCGUCCUCGUGGCAAUUCAGGGGGUUUUGUGGAUUUAGGAGACGAAUAUCAGUACGGAGCUGGUGGACAUCAAGCUUCCGGAGCCAAUGAGAUCUUUGCCGAAGAGCAAGGAGACAAGCCAUGGUGGCGAACAAAUUUCUUCAUAUCACAGCCUGUUCUGUUUGGAACUUGGGAUGGUGUUUUCACUUCCUGCCUCAUCAAUAUCUUCGGUGUUAUUGUAUUCCUCCGCUCUGGCUGGAUUGUAGCCCAAGCGGGAAUUCUCAAUGCUGUGCUGAUAAUCAUAGCUUCCGUGUCAAUAGCGCUCAUCUCUGUCCUCUCAGCCGUUGGGAUUUGUGAGAGAUGUCGCGUGGAGAGUGGAGGAGUUUAUUUCCUCAUAGCCCACACUCUGGGCUCGAGAUUUGGUGGCUCUCUGGGGCUGCUGUACUGCUUCGGUCAAGCUGUGGGCUGUGCUCUCAAUGUUCUGGGUUUCGGGGAGUCCAUGGCAGGUCUUGUGGGCUAUCCAGGCAAUACCUGGGCAAUUAGGGGCUUUGCUGCCGGAGCUGUGCUCCUCCUAGGCAUUAUCAAUGUAGCUGGGGUAAAAUGGGUGGUUAAGCUUCAAUUUGCCCUUCUGGUUGUUCUCCUUCUCUCUGCUCUGGACUUCAUCAUUGGCUCUUUUGUGGCUCAUGAUCCGGAAAAUGGCAUAGAAGGAUUCCUCAGUGGCAACUUCCAGCUCAAUAUGUGGGCUGAUUAUCAAGAUGGGUACACAUGGUUUCGCGUCUUUGGUGUCUUCUUCCCGACAAUCACGGGAAUUCUGUCGGGGAUCAACAUGAGCGGAGAUCUGAGAGCACCUUCAACGGACAUUCCCAAUGGGACUCUGGCAGCUUUCAGCACAUCGACCGUUCUCUACUUAAUUUUUGCCCUCUUUUUGGGGGCCAUCGUGAAAAGAGAACAUCUCUUCACGGACUUUAUGAUCGUGGUAAAAGUGUCGGCAGUUCAGAUGUUGCUCCUGGCUGGAAUCUACGUGAGCAGCAUGUCUUCGUGCCUGGGAGCAAUGUAUGGGACUCCUCGGGUGCUGCAGAGUAUUGCAAAUGAGAGUGUUAUUCCUGGGAUUGGGAUACUGGGAAAGGGCAGAGGUCCGAAUAAGGUGCCUCUCUAUGCGAUGGCUGUGGUGGCCACUGUGACAAUAACUUUUAUUAUUGUGGGCGAUAUCAACACUCUGGCGCCAAUUGUGACGAUGCCCUUUCUGCUGACUUAUGCCUGCAUUGACUAUUCCUACUUUGCUCUGGCACAAACUUUUGACAUUCAGAGUCGAAGGGAGGAGAGAUUCAGGAUUCAGGCACAGAGCCCUUCCUACGAAUCUCGUCGGUAUGGGGCGACAAUGGAGGAGAAUAAUGACCUGGAUCACUUGUUUCCAGAACGCACGAGGCACAAGAAUCUGUCCUCACCGCCAAAUUCUCAGGCCAACACUCCAAGUCACAAUCAUAAUCACAUCCCCAAUUCAUCCACCACUCAAUCCAUCAAUUCCGACGUUGUCUUUCGCGGGGUCAACAGUACAAAUGCUGCAGAGGAGAGUGUUGAGGAUGAUGAGCCAAUUGCUGCUGCCAGACCACACAUUCACUCCAAGACGAAGAAUUGGUAUUCGGGCUUCUGCAACAGAUGGGCUUCACUCAUGGGAGCCGCCAUUAAGAUUCUUAUCAUGCUGCUGGUGCAUUGGAUCUAUGCUCUGGCCUGUCUUGUGGUUGUCUUUCUUGUGUGGUUCUACGUGGGAACGGCCAAUCCGGCCGUGAAGCCCGGACUGGCUCAUGAGUUUCGUUUUUUUGUGUGGCUCAAAGGAGUGAUUUUCCGGUGUUUUGGAAAACGUGUAAAUGAAUACGAGCAGAUUGUUGUGACACCUUCAUGCCCCGGCGUCGAAGUGACUCAGGCUCAGCUCAAUGAGGAAAAUGAGGAUUUUUCCUCGAGACGUCGUUACCACCAAUCAUCCGUCGUUCAGGGACAAUAUGUUGAUAUUUAGACUUACAAAAACAGUGUUUAAAUGUGUAGAAAUAUUUUCUACUGGCUGCCCAAGCAAUUUUAUAUCACGGAGUCAAUGUCCAAGGAUUUGAGUAAGUUUACUUUAGAAAAAAAUAUACUUAUAUAGAAAUUUUCGAUGAGAGAUAUUGCCGAAAAGUUGAGAGAUUAAUUGGUAUAUUUUCCUGUUUUUUUUUUCAAAUUACAAAUGAGAUUUAAUUUGAAAUAGCUUUGGAAUUGAGUUUACUUAAUGAAUUGUCACAAAAUUCUCAAGGCUUUAUUUUUGUUGUAAAGUGCCUUUGAUAAAUCCAGAGAUUAAUUCUGUUCCUUCUACUUUUCUCAUCAAGUUUUUAUAUAAUUAAGAAAAAAUGAAAUUAUAUCAAUGUCCUACAGAGGAUGAUUAAACGCAACAGUAGAUUAUUGGAAUUCCUUUCAAAGAUGCAUUCAUGGCAGCAAAACUCUAUUUUGAAUAAAAAAAAAGUGAACAUGUAUAGAUAUUUUAAUUUUUUUAUAAUAUUUAUUAAUUAAUGUAAUAUCAUUAGUAAUUUAGUAACUUUUAGAUAGAGCACAAUUUUAUCAGUUAUUUUUGUAUAUCUCUAUAAUUUUUUUUGUUUAAAUAUUUCUAGGAUUAAAUAAUGAAAAUUUCUAUUUCUAUAUUAUCUAAAAUGUAAAUAUUGUAUUGGACAAAAAAAAAACAUUCUUGUAUUUAUCGCAAUUAAUUUGACUAGGAUUUAAUCACAAAUUGAUGUAUUUCUAACUGAUAAACAUGUAACUGUGAAGAAAAAUGAAAGAAAUUUACAAUUUGCAAUUGUAGAAA